AACGAUUUAUUAGUAUUCUAUUUCACUUCAUAUUUUACACUGUUAAGUGAAAAAAAAAUCGUUUGUACAGGACAUGAUUAUUAUAAUUUUAUUGGUGUGGUUCAGGAGGGGGCGUGUUCGUUAUGCAAGAGCGCUUCUUUAGUGUGCUGUGCUUCAGUGCAACCUUGUGUAUUUUUCUUGAGUUUAGUAACUUUCUGAACAUUUAAUCAAACUGAAGCUUUGAUUUAAAGAUUUGUCACAGUCAGGUAACUUUAGGAUUCAGCGGCGCAUUGACCUGCACCAAACGCACAAAACAUCUCAUCUAGGGUUUCUGCUGUAAAGAUGGCAGCCUCUUUGCUCAGGGUAGGACGACUCGGAUCUCUCAGGUGUCUGCAGACGGAGGGCUUGAGCUCUGUCAGAAGAGCUCCUGCUGUAGCUUUUAGCUCCAAAUCUGGGGACAGCAAGAAGUCCAAAAAGUCCAACAAAGAAAAAGCAGCACCAAAAACUUACUUCGAUCUAGAAAAACUUGUCCAGCACAAAUCAUAUGUGGAAUUCCCCAAGAAAGGGGUUGCAGCUUCGGUUGCUGCUGCCUCUACAGAAGCUGCAUCUGUUGCUGCCCCUGCACCUGAACCAGUUGUAACUGCCGCUGCACCUGCAGCCGAAGCUACUGCUCCCAGAGCUGAAGCCAUUGCCCCCGCAGUUGAAGCCAUCCCUGCAGUUGAAGCUGCUGCCCCUGUAGCUGAAGCCAUCCCUGCAGUUGAAGCCGCUGCCCCUGUAGCUGAAGCCAUCCCUGCAGUUGAAGCCUCUGCCCCUGUAGCUGAAGCCAUCCCUGCAGUUGAAGCCGCUGCCCCUGUUGAAGCCAUCUCUGUAGCUGAAGCCGCUGCCCCUGUAGUUGAAGCCACUCCUGUAGCUGAAGCCGCUGCCCCUGUAGCUGAAGCCGCUGCCCCUGUAGUUGAAGCCACUCCUGUAGUUGAGGCCGCUGCCCCUGUAGCUGAAGCCGCUGCCCCUGUAGCUGAAGCCGCUGCCCCUGUAGCUGAAGCCGCUGCCCCUGUAGCUGAAGCCGCUGCCCCUGUAGCUGAAGCCGCUGUCCCUGUAGUUGAAGCCGCUGUCCCUGUAGUUGAAGCCGCUGUCCCUGUAGUUGAAGCCGCUGUCCCUGAAGUUGAAGCCACUCCUGUAGCUGAAGCCGCUGCCCCUGCAGCUGAAGCCAUUGCACCUGCACCUGAGGCCACAGUUUUCCCUUCAGAAGCCAUUACUGAAACUGCAUCUCCUGCAGCUGAAGCUGCAGCUCCUGAAGCCCCUGCUGCACCAGCCUCUGAAGAUGCACCUACGGAAGAAGCCCCUGUCCAGGAAGUAGUUGCUGAAGUUGCAGAAGUAGUUGCAGAAGUUGUGGCGGAAGCUUCCCCAGUUGUAGAGGCUGUUGCUGAGGUAGUUGGAGAAUCUGGCCCUAUUGAGGUGGUUGCAGAGGCAGCUCCUCCUGAAGAGCUGAUAGAUCCUGCCCCUGUGAUCUCAGAUGCUACUGAAGUUCCAGGAGAAGUUGUGGAAACGCCUGAGGCUGGAUUGGACCCCGUUCAGAAACUUUUCCUAGAUUCAAUUCGUGCAUACUCCACAAAAAGCGGUGCCACUGGUGGUCUAGUUGAUGCUGGUCCAGAAUAUCAGAAGGCUCUUGCUGAGGAAAUCACUAAACUGCAGCGGUUGUACGGUGGUGGUGAUCUGUCUUCCUUCCCUGAGUUCAAAUUCUCUGAGCCUAAAUUUGAUGACAUGUCCUCCAAGUAAACUUCUGAUCCUUUCCGUUGCCUCAGUGCAAUUUUGUGAAGAAGUCUACUAAAUGACUUUAAUCUGUAAAAGUGAACAUUUUGUGAGAUUUUUAAUUUUGUGAGACUCUAAAUACUAAAUAGCUAUUUUUCAGAAAUUCUUAUGUCUUAUGGACAAAACUAACCGUGUCAUGUAUAAUGCACAUGUGGAAGAGAGCAUAAGCUGAGCUGUGAUAUAAAUGCUUGUUGCUUUUCAUAAUGUUUAUCUGGGAAAAGAGCUGAAUAAACUGAGCCACACAUCUUC
Onychostoma macrolepis is the source of this 2034-nucleotide messenger RNA. RefSeq lists its product as uncharacterized. Bases 322 to 1752 code for a protein of 476 amino acids. The record is from RefSeq and is a predicted model, not a curated record. The transcript is spliced from 7 exons. Gene Ontology annotation, biological process: proton motive force-driven ATP synthesis. Lineage: Eukaryota; Metazoa; Chordata; Actinopteri; Cypriniformes; Cyprinidae. Gene Ontology annotation, molecular function: proton transmembrane transporter activity.